Molecule: messenger RNA, 2838 nt
Organism: Didymodactylos carnosus
Lineage: Eukaryota; Metazoa; Rotifera; Eurotatoria; Philodinida; Philodinidae
Source: the annotation of a GenBank genome assembly
AUGAGCAACGGUAUGGAACUUCAACAGUUUAGCAAUAUUAGCACAACAUUACUCCCACGUAUUCCAAAUGCUGAAAAUAGAAAUCUGGAAACAAAGAUUGAAGAAAAACAACGUCGACAUCAAACUGUACAAAAUGAUCUGGAAGAAAAUACUCUAAGAGUGCAUAUGUUAGAAGAUCAUUUAAAAAAUGUACAAGACGAGUUGGAAACAACACAGCGUUUACUCAAUGCAAGAAAAAAUGAAGCCACAACUGAAGAACAUUUGAAAAUGGUGAACGAAAGAGAAAUGGGACUUAUAAAACAACAACGGAUUCGUCUCGAAAAUGAAUUGAUGAAAAUGAUAGAUCGAAAAAGCGCACUGACGGAUGAAGUUUAUCGCGGUAAUCGGCAGUUUGAUGAAAUGGAAUCGCAAAUGAAAUGGGAUCAACAAGCGUUAGAAGCAUGGCUUGAAGAAUCAACACAAAAAGAUGAAGAUUUUAUGGCACUAAUGACAUAUACCAGACAAGAUGAAGCAAAAGUGAAGGAGCUUAUAAUUAAAAUAGAACGUAUGACAGAUGAAAGUAGUAAAAAAAAACGAGCGAUUGAAAAUGAAAUAAUGGAUACAACGGGCUUACAAGUAGAAUUAGAUAAAACUGCAAGUGACUUUCGCAAGUCUCAUCAACAUCGUCAAGAUUUAAUUCAACGUUCGGAACAAAUGAUUGAACAAAUGCAAUCAAGAGAUCGUGAUAUUGAUUUAUUAGCCGUUCAAUUGGUUAAAAUAAAAGCAGAAGCACGUUCUGUUGAAGAAUUAAUUAUCGAGAAAAAAGAGUUUUAUAAGAAUGAACAACGUAAUAAUAAUGAACGACAAUUACAAAUGUCUGUAGCUGAAAGACAAGCAGCAAAAUUACGUUUACAAUAUGAUGAUGCAGAAAAAAAUCGUUUAUUAUAUGAAAAUGAGUUAUCCGGAUUAAGACGUGUUGUUAAACGAACAGAAAAGGAUAAAGACAUGUCCUAUGCAUUACUUGGACAAAUGAAAAAACAAUUGAUUGAUAAACGACAACAAUUGGAUGAUCUACGCGUUCGAAAUCGUGAAUUAAUUGAUAAAAAACAUGACGUAUUAGACGUUAAAUAUACGGCUGAAGAAAAAGCAACAAAAAUGGAAAAUUUAUAUGCUGAUGAACAAGAACGUGAAAAUCAAUUGAAUAAUGAUUUAAAAUUUUUAUCAGAAAAAAUAUAUAAAAUCACUCAACAAAUAUUUGAUUAUAAAACAAAAGUAAAAAAUUUAGAUGCAGAAAUAAAUGGUUCAAUUGUAACAUUAAAUAAUUUACAAAAUAAAACUGAAAAAUUAGAUAAUGAUGCAUUAAAACAACAAGAACUACUCUAUCAUCAGGAUUUUGAAAUACAAUCGUUAGAACGUCGUGUUAAUCGUAUGCAAGGUGAAAAGAAUAUUGAUGAACAAGGUGAAUUAGAGCGUAAAAUAAAUGAUUUACAAAUACAACUACAACAAAAACGUGAUGAUCAUGUUAUAUUAACAAGUCAAAUAAAACAGAUACAAGAAGAAACAAGACGUUUAAAACGUUCAAUUGAUGAUACAUCAAGAGAAAAAGAGAAGCAAGUAACAAAAAUAGAAGAAUUAGAUUUAUAUUCAAAUAAUGCAGAACGACAAAUUCAAAAAUUAACUGAACAAAAAGAAGAUUUAUUAGUUGAACAAAAUUUAAUGAAAAUAGAAAUAAAACGUUUGAGAACAUCAUUGUAUACACAUUCAGAUACAGUAACAAAUUUAGAAACAAGAAAAUUACAAUUACAAACAGCAAUUAAAGAACAUCGUAGUGAAAUAAAUAUUCAUCAAUCAACACUUCGACAACAAUUACUUGAUGAACAAACAAAAACAAGUGAAGUGUCUAGUGAAUUACAUGAUCGAAUAGCCAAAAUAGAAAAAUUAAAAAAACGAUAUCAAAUUGUUAAUAUUUCAAUGGCACCACCUGAAGGUACUACAGAAGAAGAAACAUCUCAAACAUAUUAUGUUAUUAAGGCUGCACAAGAAAAAGAAGAAUUACAACGUGAAGGUGAUGAAUUAGAUGUAAAAAUUCGAAAAGCGGAACAAGAAUUACGCGCAUCAGAAAAUACAUUGAAAAUUUUGAAUACGGGAAAUAGUAUGACAAAAGAUUCAUUUAAAAAAUUAACCGAUUCAAGUGAGGAAUUAAAACAAUUAGAAGAAUUAGAUGAACAGUUAAGGGAUAUGAGAGAUAAAGUUGGAAUCAAACGAAAAACAUUGAAAGUCUUACAAAGUGAUUUAACCGCCGUGGAACCGAUAAUAAAUGAGAAAUCAAAUGAAAAAAAUAAUUUGAAUGAAAUUAUCUUUGAAAAACGUAAACAAUACAAUCAAUUACAGUUAGAUGUAGAUGAUUUUAGAGAUAAAAUAAAUCGAACAGAAAGUCAGAUUGGACGUCGAAAAAAAGAAGUACGUAGUAUUAAACGUACAACCAACAUGUUAAAUGAAGAACAUGAUAUCGAAGUACGUUUAUUACAAGAUUAUAAAAAUAAAAUAUCAGCUCAAAUAGAACAAAUUGUAUCUGUGGAUCAAGAUGCAUUAAAUCAUUAUAAUAUGCUUAAACAACAGUUUGACCUUGUUGGCCCGUCAAGUGGUAUGGUUACACCGUCUUCUUCUUCAAGAACGAGUUCAACACGUAGUUCAACAUCACAACAACGUUCAACAAGACCAUCAAUGCCUGUUAGAGAAGUUCAUCUUGAUUUAGGUGACAUUCGUCCAUCAACUAAUGGACACACGAGACAAACAUCGAGAGGUUCAUCCACAGCUAGUUCAUCUUCAUCAUCAUCUUUACGACGUUUACCAAAAUAA